AAUUCAAUACAAUUUUGUAAUCGAUUUAUGUUCGCUUUAAUUUAAGUCGAGAGGAAAGUUUUAAAAUGCGACAAAAAGUAUUAAUGUUUCCAUGUAAUGUCUGAGAAACGAAUUUAAAAUAAAAAGGGCAUUUUCGUCAUUUGCUAUAUCUGUGGCGUUCCCAACUUUUUUGUUUUACAGCUUUAAAAAAUUUUGUGUGUCCGAAGAUAAAGUUUUGUUUUUUGGGUUGGCAAUGGAGACGUCGCUGCAAAGCUCUGGGAUGUUAACGAAAGAGCAAAUGGUGUAUCUCUUUGAUCGAUUCGAUUACUUGACAUCGCAAUCUGAUGUGAAGAAACGAAUCUCCGAUGCUGUGGAGGAUAAACAGGAAGCUGUAGCGGUAACAACUGCAAUUCAAGAGGAGAUAUUCUUGGAGAUGGGAAUUGACCCGGGAUUUGGUAUUGGGUGCUUGGGAAAGCUGAACUCUGCAUAUGAAAAUGAUAAAGAGUUGAUGAUUGGUUUCUACAAGUUCCUCGCUAGGGAGGAGAUGGCAUGUGAAGAAGCUGAGCUCGGACCAGAUGGAUUUGAACAGAAAAUGAUAGCACAACAGCAAUUACAAGAACAGCAACUAGAGAUGCUUAAGUAUAUGCGUAAAUUUCCUCUAGAUGACCAAUCUGCUAUCCUUCAAAAGCUUCAAAAGCAACUAGAAAGUGCGGAUUUUGAGCCUGAGGCGUCACUUUUGUCACGAGAGAAUAUAGAGGAAGCAGGGAGGAGAAGAGUGUCACCUGUAUUUGCCAGCAGAUAGCUUUUUCAGUUCUCACGAGCAGUUACUUCAAUUUCUAUACUCAAGUCUCUCUUGCCAUCUCCAUAUACUCUUUUUUAACGUUAAUUUUUUAAAAAGAUGAAGUUGCAUUAAAUUCUUCUUUGUACUGUCAACUUGCAUUUUCCCGUAUAUUUGCCAGGCAUGCGAAAUCACUAUUCUCGCGAAA
Camelina sativa (false flax) is the source of this 965-nucleotide messenger RNA. RefSeq lists its product as uncharacterized. The record is from RefSeq and is a predicted model, not a curated record. Lineage: Eukaryota; Viridiplantae; Streptophyta; Magnoliopsida; Brassicales; Brassicaceae.